AUCCGAAAGAGAAUUACAAAACAUAGAGUACUAACAGUAUUUAGGCCUCCUCAAGAAGCUGCAAUUCUACGUGCACAUGUCCUUUGUCAGCGCGCGGCAGCCUAAACAGAACGGAGUGAGGUGAGACGCAAUGAGCCGGCUUUCCGACAAGGCCGACGACAAGUCAUCAGACAUAAAUAUCACGACCUACUUAAGUAAUUAAUCAAUCACUCCCUCUAAAUCAGCAAUUGAAAGUCCCUUCGAAUAGCAGAUUCACCUACCUUAUACAAACAACACGUCCAACCACUAUCCCUAUAAACCAUCUCCCAAGGACCAAACAUGCAAACCUACCUCACCCAACUAUUCACACCAACCCGCCAACCAACCGCCCCCCCUCUACCUGCCCUAGAUCCUCCUCCAAAAUGUCGUUUCCGCCUCGACAAUGACACUUCACAUACCCUUACACUCCCCGACGGGCGAGCCCUCGGCUACGCACAAUACGGCUCACCAACAGGAAAGGCGAUUUUCUACCAGCACGGACUACCGGGCUCGCGACUCGAAGCAGCAACGUACCACGACCUAGGCCUAGAACUCGGCGCGCGCAUCAUUGCCACGGAUAGACCAGGUAUGGGCUGGAGCACGCCGUACGCAGGACGCACACUGCUCGACCACGCCAAGGACGUGGAAUAUCUUGCUACACAUCUGGGGCUGCGAGAAUACGCUGUUCUGGGUGUCUCAGGAGGCGGUCCCUACGCGCUCGCCCUUGCCGUGGCCCUACCUCCAACCCAGCUAAAAGCUGUCGCCCUCGUAUGCGGCAUCGGACCGCCGGACAUUGGGAUGCGCGGCGCGGGCUGGGUGCAUUGGCUAGGCUUCACCAUAGGAUGGCGUUACUCGCCCAGCUUUCUGCUGCGCUGGUUUUUCCAGCGCGACCCCAUGGGCCGCGUUGACUUGAGCGACGAGCAGCGUCUCGCACUCAUGCUGCGGCCGUCGAAUGUGAGCGCCAUCACGCACGACAAGGAUCGCGUGCUCAUGAGUGACGAACAUGUUGUGCGAUUGAUGCUGCGAACGACGCGGGAGGCGUAUACGCAGGGGUUUGAGGGCGUGCGGGAGGACGGGAGGCUGAUUUGUGUGGACUGGGGUUUUUGCGUUGAGGAUGUGCGGCCGGAUCUGGAUGUGCAGUUGUGGUAUGGACGUGAGGAUACGUUUGUUCCGCUGAAUCAUGGGGAGCAAAUUGCUAAGCGGUUGGGAGGGAGGGCACGGCUUAGAGUGGAAGAUGAUACGCACGCGAGUAUCUCUAUGAAUUGGAAGAGAGAGCAGUUGGAGGGUCUGAUUAGGGCGAUAUGAGGAUUGGAUUGCGUCUGGUUAAUGUGCAAACGAGAUUUCUACUUUAUGGAAUGGAAACUUUGGCUCCUUCAAGAAAAUAGAGAAUUUGCAAGUAGUGUUAUAAGCUCAGCUGUGCAGAAACGUUCUUAGCCUUGCUCGUUCCUUACCUCUGAUAAGAUGACGGGCUCGAUCGACAAG
Molecule: messenger RNA, 1500 nt
Organism: Dothidotthia symphoricarpi CBS 119687
Lineage: Eukaryota; Fungi; Ascomycota; Dothideomycetes; Pleosporales; Dothidotthiaceae
Product: alpha/beta-hydrolase
Exons: 2
Coding region: 319-1323 (334 amino acids)
Source: RefSeq, a predicted model, not a curated record